This is a messenger RNA of Hansenula anomala, 813 nucleotides long. It is a transcript of the gene SEC62, whose product is annotated as Sec63 complex subunit SEC62. Bases 1 to 813 code for a protein of 270 amino acids. Gene Ontology annotation, cellular component: endoplasmic reticulum membrane; endoplasmic reticulum. Gene Ontology annotation, biological process: post-translational protein targeting to membrane, translocation. Lineage: Eukaryota; Fungi; Ascomycota; Saccharomycetes; Phaffomycetales; Wickerhamomycetaceae. The transcript has a single exon. The record is from RefSeq and is a predicted model, not a curated record.
AUGGCGGUCAAUGUUGCCAAAUUCUUACGCAAAAACUCAUUACUAAAGCAACGUAAAGGUCUUUUACAAGGAAACCUAGUUGACUUUUUCAGAUUCAAAAGGGCCUCUCGUGCUUUACUUUCGGAAGAUUACAAAAAGAAGCAAGAAAAUCCAAAGAAUAAUUUACCACCAGUUAGAAAUGAAACCGAUGCUAAAGGUGUUUUCGCGAUGUUGAUCAGAAACCAAUUGGUUCAUCCUGGUGAAAAAUUGUCUUCAGCAAAGGCUAAAGAGAACCAAUUGGUUCCAAAGAAAGGUACACCAUGGUUCCUCCCAUUACAAAAAGCAGAACUCACACCAGAUGAAUACUACAUUUGGUUUUACAACGAAAAGAGUCCUUGGGAUAUUGUCUUAGGUUUCGGUGUUAUUGCUGCUGUCUUCACAUUGAUCUUAUUCCCAUUGUGGCCUGCAUUUAUGAGAAAGGGUGUCUGGUAUUUAUCAAUGGCUAUGUUAGGUUUGAUUGCAUUAUUCUUCGUGAUAGCAAUUAUCAGACUAAUCAUUUUUGUCAUCACUUAUGUCAUUUUGAGUCCAGGUUUAUGGAUCUUCCCUAACUUGUUUGAAGACUGUGGGUUCAUUGACAGUUUCAAACCAUUUUAUGCUUGGAAUUAUCCAAAGGAGAAAAAAUCAAAAAAAUCAAAAAAGAAGGCUGCUGCUCAAUCACCAUUAGAACAAAUUCCAGAAAAGAAAACUUCAACUCCAGCCUCUACAUCAUCUUCAAAACCUAACCAAUCAACCAAUGUCAAACGUAAAGCUACAUUGGAAGAAGUUGAUGAAUAA